CUUCCUUAGUAGUGAGGCUUUUUUCUCCCUUCCCGGUAAUACUUUAUCCCCUUUGGUCCCGGUGGCACAGACAAAUGUACGCCCGGCUCGGGUUGGAGUCAUGGCUGGCCUGAAGAAUCAGGAAUCCGAUAGGGAGGGGGUAAAUUAAUGUCACGGGCCAGGGUGGCACAAGUGCCGUGAGGCCUCACUGCCAAUCGCGAUCGGGAUGUCCCUCUGCGGGGUUAGUGGUAUUGCCGGGUUUCGAAGAGGUUUGGUUCGGUAUCGAUGGCCUCGUUUACGUACAAAGGCUGAUGGAGUGUUGCACCUGGCUAUCAUUUGUUUCAUGGCCAAUGUCCACCAUAAACAGGAUAUCCACGCCUAUCAUUUCCCGGGGUAUAAUCAUAUUGCAUAUGCAAGCCGGAGGACCCGACGUCGACUGCGGCGUGCAACCGAUGUUUCCGUCAAUGGGGAAAUUAUCCUGCCUGAUCUGGAAUCAUCAUAGCAUCAUCUGUGGCUCCCAUCUCCGCUUAAGUUCAUGGCGGACAUAUAUCGCUGGUCAGAUCCAGUCAAUGAGAAUCACUGAAAGUAUCGGUGUGAUCGAUUAAGUUUGACUCUUCUUCCUGAAGGGGGACAGCCACCAAGCUGCGUGGUCUCGGUCUGUUAGGCAAAACUCUACCGGAAGACUGAUAUUGG
This is a messenger RNA of Aspergillus ibericus CBS 121593, 672 nucleotides long. RefSeq lists its product as uncharacterized. The coding region runs from base 206 to 481 and encodes 91 amino acids. The record is from RefSeq and is a predicted model, not a curated record. NCBI's taxonomy places the organism in Eukaryota, Fungi, Ascomycota, Eurotiomycetes, Eurotiales, Aspergillaceae. The transcript has 2 exons.